Ceutorhynchus assimilis (cabbage seed weevil) is the source of this 760-nucleotide messenger RNA. Lineage: Eukaryota; Metazoa; Arthropoda; Insecta; Coleoptera; Curculionidae. The record is from the annotation of a GenBank genome assembly.
CGGUUCGGGCAAAGCACAAUCUGUCAAAUUCUUGAAAUUUUGAUCAGGCACGAUUCUCAGGACAGAAGAAAUUGAAUUUUCCAAAGAGUUUCCACAGCGACCGGACCGGACCACAAAAAUUCAGUGCAGUUUGCAGAUAUUUCUUUUCCAGUUCGUUUUUUGAAUAUCGUAUGUCCAUCCAGAAUCUCAACACAUUUGACCCCUUUGCUGAUGCCAGUAAGGGAGCUGAUGAUGAUGUUCAGGACGGACUUGUUCAUAUAAGAAUCCAACAAAGAAAUGGUCGUAAGACUCUAACAACUGUACAAGGCCUCUCAUCGGAGUAUGACUUGAAAAAAAUCGUGCGAGCGUGUAAAAAAGAAUUUGCAUGCAAUGGUACAGUAAUCGAACAUCCAGAAUACGGCGAAGUGUUGCAGCUACAGGGCGAUCAACGCGAAAACAUCUGCCAGUGGCUGACCAAGGCCGGCCUGGCCAAACCGGAUCAACUGAAAGUGCACGGGUUCUGAGGCGCAUCAUGCCACUGGGGCCGGUCAAUACCAAUAACUUUUCUUUCUUGCAAACAUCAACAAAUUCCAUCAGAACUAUAACACGAUAUCAGCAAAAUUGUUAGUUAGUAAAAAAAAAAAAUAGUCAUUUGACUUUGUACAAUAAUAAUAAAAAUACAUAAUAAUUUUUAUAUAUUAUUAUGAUUGUGCCUUUACGUAUAUAGAUUUUUUUUUUAAAUAUGAAAAUUACUUAGUUUUCACACACUUAAAUGACCUUU